Manduca sexta (tobacco hornworm) is the source of this 4005-nucleotide messenger RNA. It is a transcript of the gene Drl-2, whose product is annotated as tyrosine-protein kinase Dnt. The record is from RefSeq and is a predicted model, not a curated record. Gene Ontology annotation, cellular component: signaling receptor complex. NCBI's taxonomy places the organism in Eukaryota, Metazoa, Arthropoda, Insecta, Lepidoptera, Sphingidae. The transcript has 13 exons. Gene Ontology annotation, biological process: protein phosphorylation; positive regulation of kinase activity; axonogenesis. Gene Ontology annotation, molecular function: ATP binding; protein kinase activity. Bases 1 to 1797 code for a protein of 598 amino acids.
AUGGCAUCUAAAACGCUUGUUAUCGCUUGGGCCUGCCUGGCGUUGCCAUUGGUAACAGGCCAUCUGAACGUGCUCAUCAGUCAAGCAGAAGUAAUGAAGUUGUUAGGGCUGGACGCGGAGCUGUACUACGUGAGAGACGGAGUGGUGAACACGUACGCGACAAGUUUCAUUGUGCCGGUACCAGCUCACAUCGCCGAUCUGGAGUUCAUGUGGCAAGCCCUAGGGAAAAGACCGCUGCCGUACGUGAUGAGUAUAGACUACGAGGCUCGCGGCGCCAUGCUGCCACCCCAAGUAAAUAUCUCGGAGAAGGGGUUCGUGCCUACCACGCUGCAGACUUUUAGAGUGCGGUUACCAUGCACGGGGGCCAAGAGUGCGGAGAUCCUGGUCACCAUGCAACUGAACAUAUCCGCCCCGGAUCGAGCUCACAAGGACGUAAGGCUGCUCUUCAAAAGGAAUAAGAUAUGUUUGAAAGGGUUCACAAAAAUACCAACACAUAACGAAACAGCUCGGUUGGCGGGCGACGCGUCCCGCGGCACAGGCGGCGUCCUGUUUGCCGCUGGCGGAUGCGCGGCGGCAGCGCUCGCCCUGCUGACGGCAGCGGCUGCCGCUGGCACCAUGUAUCGGCGCGGAAGUAAAGCACGACACCAUGACUCGAUACACACGUCGUACACGACAGCAGCAUACGGCAGCCACCAGAACGUCUUACUAAGGCUAGACACGCUCGGUCGACCUCCGAGUUCUACUGGAUCUUAUGCUACCAUAGCAAGCCUUCAUAAGUUCCCUUUCGGCAGCAGAAGAUCUCCCUCGCCAUACGCGACAACACACAUCGGGGAGCACGUGUACGCAAAACCCGAGUCGCGAGUCUCGUAUUACGCGGCCUCUAAUCUCACCCACGUCUCGCAGCAAACCAUCACAAAAGACCGCGUCACCGAUCCAGCAGAGCAACUGCGACUUCUCACCACUCCCAGGUCGAACAUCAGGCUAGAGAUCCUCGUGCACGAAGGAACCUUCGGCAGGAUAUACAAGGGGGUGUUCAAACGAGGGGACACAUACGAAGAAGUCAUGGUGAAGACCGUCAGUGAUGCUGCGUCUGCGAUGCAAGCGGCGCUCCUAGUGGCUGAAGGGCUCAGGCUUCAUGGCCUCGUGCAUGCUAACGUGUUGACUCCGAUGGCUGCAUGUGCGGAGGAAGCGAGGAAACCUCUGCUCGUGUAUUGCUGUCCGUCGCACUCCUCGAAUCUAAAGAGGUUCUUGACCUCAUGCCGGCUGGGCCAUCAAGCAGCCCCGGCUACGCGAGAGCUGGUGGACUUGGGAGCACAGGUCGCGUGUGGCUUGGCGUACCUUCACGUCCAAAGACUGGUACAUGCCGAUGUCGCCGCCAGGAACUGUGUGGUGGACGAGAAAUUAAGACUGAAGGUGACAGACAACGGUUUGGCGCGGGAUCUGUUUCCGGACGACUACCACUGCCUCGGCGACAAUGAGAACAGGCCGGUGAAGUGGAUGGCGCCGGAGACACUACUGCAGAAUCAGUAUACUACUUCUUCUGAUGUGUGGUCUCUAGGUAUAACGUUGUGGGAGUUAGCAACAUUAGGGUCGGCGCCAUUAGCCGAACUAGACGCGGCGGACGUCGGGGCGUUCUUGAAUGGCGGCUACAGACCGUCACAACCGCACAAUUGUCCAGACGAACUGUAUGGCCUAAUGUCCUGGUGCUGGACCAUGCCUCCAACGACACGUCCAACGUCUCCUCAACUGCUGGCAGCUCUUCACGACUUUAGGCAAGCUCUCAGUACUUACAUUUAGGUUAAUUACUCUCUUGUAAUAUAUUUGUAUAGCACUUUAUACGACAUUCACUUUACCAUUUACAAGAAAUUCACUAUUUUCAAAACCACUGAAAGAAUUUCUUUCCAAGUAAUUUCAAAUCUUUUCUAAUGUUUCUACUUUUCUUAAUACCUCUUUUAGUGAUUUAUUUUAAGUAGACCAAUGUGCCUGCGUAAUACCAAUGUUUUAGGUACGAAAUACAACCUUAAAUGUGUUAUUUUAAUACAAUUGUUCAGUGAUUAAUAAGUAUAUAAUUUUAUGGCCAUAUGUAUGCAUAAAUGAGUUUAAUAUAAAUAAUAUUUACGAAUAUAUUAUAACCAUUUUGCAUGUAAAUUGAAAUCAAAAUGAUAUAUUUUUAAAUUAAAUCAAAGUGAUAUAUUUGUAAUGUUAGUAAUAAUAAAUGAGUCGUUUCUAAGGAAUGACUGCAAGAAAUAUAUAGAUAAAUAUCGAUAAUGAAAAUUAUAAUAAACUUUUUCAUGUAAAUCGCUAAUUCUUUGUAAAAUAAAUAAAUAUGCCCAUAACGAGUUACCAAAUUUAUUCUUGAAUAGAUAAAGGAUAUGAUUAAUAUGUUUUAGUUUUCCAUAAGAUGUACAUACAAACAACGUCGAUGCAAGAGGAAUUUAAAACUGUAAUGUAGACGAAGCUGAUCGCUUUGGUAUAGAAUAUUUUAAUAUAUUUUAGAAAAAUAAACUAAAUACAUAAGAAAUUCAAUAUUUUUAAAAUAUUAAUUAAAUAUAACUGUUUGAAUAUGUCAAGUUCUUACACAUGUCGCUUUAUUGUUUUGUAUCAAACAACAAAACCCAAUAUUUCUAUAUAUAUAUUAAUGUGGUAGUAGUCCCUAAAAUAAUAUUAAAAUAUGCACCAUUUAUACGUCCGAUAUUGCACAUACAAACUGUACAGGAAUUAAUGCAGUAAGGGUCGUUUCACAUGAGCAAUUUUUGUCGUAUUAGAAACACGAAUCACAAUCGUGAUUACAAGUAGAUCGAAACUCUCUUUUGCCCAAAGUUAUCUUUAAGCUUUUACUUUAAACGGAAAAUUCAGACAUAUUAAAAUUAAAAAGGUUUUUUUUUCUUCAUUUUAGAAACUUGGUCGUAAUUUCACGUUCAUGUCGCUCCAUACAUCCGUUUUCACGUGUGUUCUUUUCACUAUGUCAAUUUUUUUUUUUAUAACCCAAGCCCCUUCCGACUUACAAAUCGAUAAAAACUAUUUAUGAUGCCCACAUUCAGAACCAAAAUUAUACGGUCCACUCCGCACACUCCGACAAAACGUGAUGUACGUCUUAAAAAUGCUUAACAAUCAAUUCCGAUAUAAUUUUUUUAUGAUAUAAAAUAACUUGAAAAUCUUAAUUGAGUAACAGCCCUUACAAUCCACUGAAUGCUUUAUGCACAGCGAAUAUAUUAAAUCGGUUGGGUAGUUUUUUCGAUCCAGUAAACUCACUCUUAUUGCCAACAAAGCGGUUUAUGAAUAUGUUUGUGUUAUGAAUAUUUUGAUUAUCUACUACAAUUUCAGAAUAAUUACUGCUUUUUAAUUAGUAUCAGGAGACUGAGUUAAUUUAAAUGAGUUAAUAAGUGUGAGUUAAAUUGUAAAGUAAGGAUAAGGAAAAAUAAAGGCUUUUUUAAUUUAUUUUUUAUUAAUUAGGGUGAGAUGGGGUAAUACCGGAUCGCGGGGUAAUCCCGUCGUCUCAAGAUUAUUGCUUAAUACGAAAUUUUCUAACAGGGACAACAGAGCCUGAAGUGCUAUUUUAUAGUACCACAAUAAUUAACACGUCUAUUAGUUACAGUUAACAGUAAUCUAUAAACAACGGAAUUACCCCGUAUCCGGUCUUACCCGAACCCACCCUAUAAACUCGGUUGUUAGAACCUCGUCGAUAAUAAAUAAUCGUCUUUAAGUACAUAAGAUAUAAGUGCCAUGUAUAUUUGUGUAUAAUACGGCAGGUAUGCACCAAAAUAGAUGUAAGUUUAGGUUAUAAUUCCUGAGGACAUGCAGUCCGUCCAGGCCGGCACAAGGAUCAACACCAAAACAGUAGUUAGUCGUGGUUUUGUCGACGAUUUGGCUUUGACGAAUUUGUAUGAAUUUUUUAGCACAUAUAUUACUUAUUUUAUGUCUUUUUUAUUCGGUCGGGUAAUAUCGGUUUUCUGUUCAAUAAGAACAUUAAUUUGGGUUUGGUGAUAUUUAAAGUUUUUUUUUAAA